Messenger RNA from Penicillium coprophilum, 477 nucleotides. Its product is annotated as putative GPI anchored protein. The transcript has a single exon. Lineage: Eukaryota; Fungi; Ascomycota; Eurotiomycetes; Eurotiales; Aspergillaceae. The record is from RefSeq and is a predicted model, not a curated record. Bases 1 to 477 code for a protein of 158 amino acids.
AUGAAGUUCACUUUGAUCUCCUCCGCCCUCUUCCUGGCCACUGCUGCCAUGGCCUCCCCAGCUGAUAUCAACUCCGUCGCCUCCGACGUCGAAGGUAUUUACUCCACUGCCGCCGGCGGUGGCCAGUCCGUCGGAUCUGAAAUCGCCUCGAAGGCCACCUCUCUUGGGGAAGCCGCGAGCACCGCCAUCUCUUCUGUCAAGAGCGAGGCUUCCUCCCUUGGCUCUGCCGCCGCCUCCGAAGCUAGCUCCCUCGCCUCUCAGGUUACCAGCCGGACUAUCACCUCGGUUGCAGCUCAGACUACCAAGACUGAUGCCGACGGCAAGCCCACCGCUACCGAGUCCACUACCUUGAUCAGCACCUCCACCGGGUCUCCUUCCGGCUCCGCCACUGACAAUGGCGCCUUCGCUCGUCCCACUGCUGUCGGCGCUGUUGCUGCUGGUAUGGCCGGUAUGCUCGGUGUCAUGGUCGCACUGUAA